AUGGAGGGGGGCAAGGAGGAGGACGAGGAGGAGGCCGAGGAGGGGGCGGCAGGAGAUGAGCGGGUGGUGUGGUUGCGUGGACCGUCGCAACUCCCGCGACGUCCGAUACCUCUAGCGAGACGCCCGAUGAUUCAGCCACUAGAGCCUAAGGGGUGGUUUUUUGUGCAGCCUGGUGAGCACAAACGGAAGCCCAAUGGUAUCUUGGGUCUUUUGUGCCGGCUGCACUUCCCCGGGCUCGUGAUGCAUGCCGGGGUGCUGGAGCCGGCAUACACGUGGGACCACUACAUGGCCAGCCCGGAAGCUACUGAACGCGAAGGAAGGAACUUCACCACCAAAGCGAGGCGGGUGGUCGGGGAGUUGUGGAAUUUCUACAGGUGCGAGGAAGGCUAUGAGGCCCGGGCGAACGAGCUGGCUCACCAGGCUUGCUACAUCAUCAAGGGAGCCUUAGCCUCGGCGAGUACAAGAAUACUUGGUCGGAGUCUCAUCCAGGCCAGUCUUGCAACGACUUCACGGCGUACGCCAUGUCUCACAUGA
Messenger RNA from Panicum virgatum (switchgrass), 534 nucleotides. RefSeq lists its product as uncharacterized. The record is from RefSeq and is a predicted model, not a curated record. NCBI's taxonomy places the organism in Eukaryota, Viridiplantae, Streptophyta, Magnoliopsida, Poales, Poaceae. The coding region runs from base 1 to 534 and encodes 177 amino acids. Gene Ontology annotation, biological process: transposition. The transcript is spliced from 5 exons.